AUGUUACGACAUCUCAGAGCGCCGCGGUUUUCAUCCCUGUCUCGCCGUUAUUUCUCUUCAAUCCCUUCAACGUCCAAAACGGAAAGCAACGAGUUGAACAAAACUAUUUCUGAUGGCGUCGCUCACGUAACAUCCGUCAACGUAUUGACAAACGAAAGGUCUAUAGUGCAGCUUGAACUGUCGCGAGAUUUGUCCAGAAAGUUCAGGAGGGAAUAUGCGCUUCCCGAGCAGGCAAUAUCAGGAUUACGGAAUGCUCUAAUUACUUGUGAGCGGUCUCCGAAGCAGAUUCAGAAUGAAGCGGACCAGUUAUCCGACGUCUUAUCGCAGCGAAGAUUCCCUGCUACAGCUUCUGUUGUGCGAGAGGUACGAAAUGCGGUCAAGGCUAUGUUGAUGGAGAAGAAAGACGAGGAAGAAAUGGGUGACCUUCUGAAAGAAAAACUUAAAUCUCGUAUAGACUACAAAGAACGACAUCAAGUCGAUAAAAUCCUCAAAAAAGCCAAUUACAACUGGAGGCCCCUUGCAAUAGAAUCGAAGGAGGCUGCUGCUGCCUAUGCUCUGUCUCGCUGCAGUAAAGAAACUGCAUGUUAUCCAUCACUUGCUCUGACUCAACUGGCAAUGGAUAUCAUGAUGGGUUAUAAGGGAAUCAGUGGUUUCUUAAGAUCUCGGCUUGAAACUAUUGCAUCGCUGUGGAAGAGGACAAAACGGUUUCUGGUACUCAUCGAGUCUGGAUUGGGAAGCGCAUUUGAAGCGUUGAUGGAAGCUCGUGACUUCCUCUUGUUAUCCGGCAUACAACUGCACCUACAAGACACGACAUCUCUGCUAGAAGAACACAAUUUGAUGACUGAUCAAAUCAAAGAAGUUCUUCAUAACAGGAAUGUCAGCGACUUAGAGCGCUUCACGAUUGUGCGCGAUAUGGUUCCUUCUGAAUUGGAUUUGCCCACAGCUCUGCCUCCUGCUACCGUGUACGCUCCUUGCCCACACGAUUUAGGAUGUCCAUUGCUCAAAUCCAAACAGUCUUGUACUAUCCCCGUUCGGUGGCGAGUCAUUCGAGCGGAUGGCAAGCGUUCGCGAAAUGAGCUAUCGGGCACUGAGUAUAUAUUAAGAUUGGCUCCCAACUAUGCAGAAAUAGCAAGAGUGUUAGAUGAGUUUCAAGGAAACGAUUUUUCUCCCACCAGUGUACUGGAUUAUGGUUGCGGUAUUGGCGCAGGCUUUUGGGCUGUAAAUGAACGUUUCGGAGCUGCAGUAAAAGAAUACUGCAUGGUUGAUCCAUCACUUGCUCUGACUCAACUGGCAAUGGAUAUCAUGAGGGAUCAAAAUGGAAAUCUUCUGCAUCACAACUUGAAUUUUCGUAGACACCUUGUACCUUCACUUCGGACAAAAUAUGAUCUUGUGGUUGCUCAUAGAACUCUCUGUGAAUUGGGAUCACGAGAAUCUCGGCUUGAAACUAUUGCAUCGCUGUGGAAGAGGACAAAACGGUUUCUGGUACUCAUCGAGUCUGGAUUGGGAAGCGCAUUUGAAGCGUUGAUGGAAGCUCGUGACUUCCUCUUGUUAUCCGGCAUACAACUGCACCUACAAGACACGACAUCUCUGCUAGAAGAACACAAUUUGAUGACUGAUCAAAUCAAAGAAGUUCUUCAUAACAGGAAUGUCAGCGACUUAGAGCGCUUCACGAUUGUGCGCGAUAUGGUUCCUUCUGAGUUGGAUUUGCCCACAGCUCUGCCUCCUGCUACCGUGUACGCUCCUUGCCCACACGAUUUAGGAUGUCCAUUGCUCAAAUCCAAACAGUCUUGUACUAUCCCCGUUCGGUGGCGAGUCAUUCGAGCGGAUGGCAAGCGUUCGCGAAAUGAGCUAUCGGGCACUGAGGUUGGGAAGUUGUCUUACGUCGUAUUGGAAAAAGGCGUACGAGCUUCUCAAGACACCAUUUCCAGAAUACUCAAGAUACGACCGGCAGAUGGCCACGUGACCUGUGAUUUGUGUACCGCAUUCAAGGGAAUUCAAAGAGUAACACUCUCUCGCAGAGCCGGCGUCCUCUACCAACGGACUCGAACACGUCGAGAUGGCGAACUGUUUCCUCUUCAGAUGAAGACCGUAACUACGGAAAACAUGUUCGACCUAUCCGCCUCAAUUGAUAAUGACGAGAACACGGAGAGCUAG
Messenger RNA from Ostertagia ostertagi, 2154 nucleotides. The record is from the annotation of a GenBank genome assembly. Lineage: Eukaryota; Metazoa; Nematoda; Chromadorea; Rhabditida; Trichostrongylidae.